Messenger RNA from Rubroshorea leprosula, 1065 nucleotides. NCBI's taxonomy places the organism in Eukaryota, Viridiplantae, Streptophyta, Magnoliopsida, Malvales, Dipterocarpaceae. The record is from the annotation of a GenBank genome assembly.
ACCAAUGUUUUAUUCCAUUGGCAGGAUUUCAGUAGUAACCAAUGUAUUAUUCCAUUGGCAGGAUUACAGAAUGAUCCGGUCCUAUAAGUAAACAUGUCGACAUGUGCUAGCGUUUAUAAACCUCCCACUAGCGGGCACAGUAAAACAUGAUUUUAUCAGAGACAAAACCAUGCAAGAUUUACAAAAGAAAUCCAUAAUUCACAAUCAAUCUCAAAUUUCAGAAAUAACCAGAAAAUUCCAUGUGGGCAUGGAUUUAACCAAUGUUUUUGUACCCGGCCCGGUGGUUGACCCGUUUUGGCCACCGGGUCUGGUUCAACCGGUUGAACCAGUUCACCCGAUCGGUUCAACCGGUUGACUAAAAACCUUUUUUUUUUUUACAUUUUUACACCCGAGGCAAAGGCAAAUGCAAACGAAAAUCUGUUCUGUCAGUGGAAGAAGGAGAGGAAAGGCAGCGGCGAAAGGCUGAGAUCCGGGGAGGCAGUUGUGGAGUCGCCGACAGCUGAGAUUGGAGAGGUAGUUGGCCGCCGGUGACUUCGCUGCUCUGUUUUCUUUCUGCUUUUUGGCUCUUCUGCACAGAGAUGGACUUGCUUUCUGGUUUUGCUUCUGCAGAGACAAAGGACUGGAAGCCGCAGACGGAGGCCACGAGCGAGCAGCAGGUUCUCGAUUUCUGGCUGAGAUCCGAGGAGGCAGUUGUGGAGUCGUCGAUUGCUGAGAUUGGGGAGGCAGUUGGUCGCCGGUGACUUCGCUGCUCUGUUUUCUUUCUGCUUUUUGGCUCUUCUGCACAGAGAUGGACUUGCUUUCUGGUUUUGCUUCUGCAGAGACAAAGGACCGGAAGCCGCAGACGGAGGCCACGAGCGAGCAGCAGGUUCGUGAUUUUUGGCUGAGAUCGGGUGGGGAAAGGCCGGCGGUGGUGACUGGUGCGUGGUACUGGUGGUGGUCCGGUGGUGCUGUUCUUCCCCUGCUUUCUUUUGUUUUUAAUUUCUCUUGGGUUUGCUUUUGCAAUUUGUUGCGAUUUUUAUUUUUAAUUAAAGUUAAUGGUGUGGGUAAUUAACUAAUUAUGUUAAA